This is a messenger RNA of Exophiala viscosa, 2280 nucleotides long. RefSeq lists its product as uncharacterized. Gene Ontology annotation, molecular function: RNA binding. The coding region runs from base 95 to 2116 and encodes 673 amino acids. The record is from RefSeq and is a predicted model, not a curated record. NCBI's taxonomy places the organism in Eukaryota, Fungi, Ascomycota, Eurotiomycetes, Chaetothyriales, Herpotrichiellaceae. The transcript has 6 exons.
UCCGCGUUUUCCAACCUAGUCAAGAUCGAGUCUCUUGCCUGUAUCUUUGACCUCGACGCUGUAAGGGAAGAGGAGCUAUCAAGACCCGUACACCAUGUCGUCCGCAGUAGCGGAGCUGGACUCGAUCCUGCAGUCCAUGCUCAAUCUCAAACCGCCCGGAGUCUCAGGCUCUAAGAUCACCGCCAUCACCUCACUUUGCACAGCAAACAUACAAUCCGAGUCAGUCCUCAUUCAAAAGCUCUAUACACAUUUCAAGAAGACACCUGGCACACACAAGCUGGGAGUACUGUAUGUCGUAGAUUCAGUAACACGACAAUGGGUAGAUCAAGCCAGAAAGGCCGGUCAACAGCCUGGUAGCGGAGCUCCUGAUGGAACUUUUGCAGCCGGUGUGACUCGAGUGACUGAACUGCUACCCGUACUAAUGAACGACAUCAUUGCUACAGCGCCAGAAGAUCAGAAGGUCAAAAUCAAGAAACUGCUUGAGAUCUGGGAGCGAUCCCAAACCUUCCCAGCGCCAUUACUUGCCACUCUUAAAGAAAAGCUCGACGCACCCAGAGUAUCCACCACUCCAGACGGAUCCCCACGACCUGGCUUUGUCCAACUUGGCAACUCAGCAUCAGCGUCCUCAAACGUGACAACAGCAGCACAGCCACAACAAGAUACUUCCGCCAUCCUCGAAGCUCUCAAGAACAUGGCAAAGCAGAAUGCCGCUGCAGCGCCUCCACCAGUUGCAGCGCCAGCUAGUUUGAAUAAUCUGUUAGGCGCGCAAACUGGAACCCCUCAGCCGAACAGUACCGUAAAUCCAGGAUCUGCUCCCACUGCCGCCAAUGGGCACGCUGUAAACCCGCUUGGAGCGCUCUUUGCUGGCAUGAAUAAUGGUGCACAGAGUCAGAGUCCUGCCAAUGUGUCGCAGAACCCGCUUGCUGCUUUUCUUCCUCAGCCACAGGCUCCUGUUGCGAUGCCGCAAAAUCCUGCUCCCAUAAACCAAGAUGCUCAAACUCAGCUCCAACUUCUCCAGCUGUUGGCUGCUCAAGGUGUUCCACCUGAUCAAUGGGCUACGGCUCUUCAAUUGCUCAAUAUGCAAAAUGCCAAUGGUGGUGCCAAUGCCAUGCCAUUCCCUCCUCCAGCGCAAGCCAACAAUUGGAAUGGGGGACAGUCACGUGAUGCCACUACCCGCUCGCCUCCGGGCCAGUUUCGGCGUCGCUCACGCUCUCCUGGUUUUGAUAGAAGACGAGAUUUGUCUCCAAGACGCCAUCGGGAUAGUCCAGGUGCUGAUCAGUUCCGUAAUGACCGCGAUGGUCGACGCGACUAUCGUCAACGCAGCCCACCUGGUAGGAGACGCCGAAGUCCCUCACCGCCAGCCAGUGAUCCCAACCUUCCUCCACCAGGGCCCAAGAGCAUCACCUUCGAUAGAAGCUUGUCCAAGGGUCAUAUCAAGGUCUACAGUCGAACACUCUUCGUCGGAGGUGUCACUUUCGGAGACGCUACUCUGAGACCCCUCUUCAGCAAAUUUGGUACUGUUCAGACAUGUAUUGUCAACGUUGACAAGCGCCAUGCUUUCAUCAAGAUGAUCAACCGCCAAGACGCAGAAAGCGCCCGAUAUGGAAUGGAGGAAUAUAAGAUUCAAGACACUCAACUUCGAACCAAAUGGGGUGUCGGAUUCGGACCACGCGACUGCAGUGACUAUACCACUGGCGUCAGUAUCAUUCCUAUUGAGCGACUUACGGAAGCCGAUCGCAAAUGGAUGCUCACCGCCGAAUAUGGUGGUACAGGUGGCGUACAGAUUGAAGAAUACAUGUGUGUGGAAGAGCCUGACAUUGAGAUUGGUGCGGGUGUCUCCUCGAAAGCUAUGAGCCGACGUGUCCCCACUGACUCAGCUGGACGACGAGGACCACAAUCGUCCCAGGGACGUCAGCAAGGUGGACGUGACGAGAGAUAUCGAGACGAUGAUCGUCGGAUGGACCGCAAUGACCGACCAGGCUCUUCAAACGCCAAUAAUAACCAUACCAUGCCGUCCAUGCCAUUUCCCAUGAACUUUGGGAACAUGCCGGGCAUGCCCAUGUUUCCUCCCGGCUUUCAGCUUCCCGGCUUUCCACAACAACACAAUCAAGAAUGAUUCGGAAAGACAUGAUGGAGAAGAUGGUCUCAUUUGAUGCACAAAGAUUGCCGAGGGCAAGGACAAGGAGUCGCGUGGACUGAUACCCCUGUACAUGCUUGAUCACAGCAUUUUCGGCGUUGCUCAUUGCCAGAGAAACCUUGGUUUCCAUACGAAUUGGGGAA